GGGUCAUGAGGGGUCACGGCCAUCGGGUUGGGCGAGCUGCGAGGAAGAGGAGGCAGAAAAGUGAGAGCAUCGUCCAGUCAGUCUCUCUGUGUCACCAGCCUCAGUAUGUGAAGCUGAUGAAGUUUCUUCACCAGAGAGGAUUCACCUCGACGCUGUUGCAGCCGGCUCUCUUCUCUGACACAGGAAGAGGACUGCAGGCUCUCAGGAAUGUAAAGACCGGCCACAUGUUGAUUUCUCUGCCAGAGUCUUGUCUCCUCACUACCUCAACAGUCCUGGACAGCUACCUGGGACAGUAUAUCAAGAGCUGGAAGUCCCGCCUCUCCCCCCUGCUGGCGCUCUGUGUCUUCCUGGUGUGUGAGCGGCACAGAGGAGAGGCCUCCGAUUGGCUCCCCUACAUAGACACGCUGCCCACCUCUUACACCUGCCCGGCUUAUUUUGCCGACGAUGUCAUGGCCGUUCUUCCAACCGGUGUGAGGAGGCAGGCGGUGGAGCAGAGGGAGGCUGUGAGAGACAUGCACUCCUCCAAUCAGGAGUUUUUCAGAUCCCUGCAGCCAAUCCUGAGCCUGCCCGUUGCCGAGGUGUUGACAUACGAGGCCUUAAGAUGGGCUUGGUGUAGCAUCAACACACGCUCCGUCUUCAUGUCCCACCCGCCCAACGACUUCUUGUCUGGACAGAAUAAUUACGCUUUAGCUCCCUUCCUGGACCUUCUCAACCACCGACCGGACGUGCAGGUAAAAGCAAACUUCAAUGACGCGACCAGAUGUUACGAAAUCAAGAGCAUUUCCGGGACUCUGCGCUACCAGCAGGCCUUCAUUAACUACGGUUCCCAUGACAACCAGCGGCUGUUGUUAGAGUACGGGUUUGUCGCCUCCAGCAACCCACACAGCGUGGUCUACGUGGACACAGGUCUCCUUUGUGAGGUUUUAAGAGGAGACAGAAGUUUGGAUCAGAAGAUAAAGUUCCUAAGAGACAACAACUUCCUUCAUAACCUAACUUUGUCCGCUGAAGGCCCGAGCUGGAGGCUGAUGACAGCUCUUAGACUGCUGUCCCUGCCACAAACACUGUAUCAGCAGUGGAAGGCGGUGUUGCUCGGCCAGGCGCUGUGUGAAGAGAGGGAGCGGUGGAGCAUUCAGACAGCUCAGACUCUGUGUCAGCGACUGUUACAAGACACACACAGAGCUCUGGACAAGAUUUCCCAUCUUCUCCAGCGGUGCGACCAGUCAGUCAGGGAGCAGCUGGAGGUGGUGAGGUCAUUGCGACAGGAGGAGAAAUGCAUCCUGGGAAGCUGUCUGGAGACACUGCAAGGCUCGCAGAGACAGUCAGAUGACACGUUGCCAUGCCAACCGGACAUCGACGCUGUGAGCCGACACGUGAUUGGUGCUCAGGUCUGUCCUUCCCUGUAAUAAGCCACGUUUUUGGCUGUCCUGCUCGCCAUCCAGUCUUUUUUUGGGAGGAAAGAGGGGACGAUGUAGACAGGAAACAGAGAGGGGACAUGACUAUGACGUUACCUGGACUGAAUUCUCACAUCAUCUGGUAACUCUGCCUUCUCGUCAAGCUUUCAAGCAUCACGAAAAACAUGUUUCAUGUUGUUUUAAAUCAAGUUUUAUACUUCUGAUUUUUAAUGUGUUUUUAUGUAAUUUUAUGAUAUUUA
Scomber japonicus (chub mackerel) is the source of this 1651-nucleotide messenger RNA. RefSeq names its product SET domain containing 4 (gene setd4). Bases 6 to 1403 code for a protein of 465 amino acids. NCBI's taxonomy places the organism in Eukaryota, Metazoa, Chordata, Actinopteri, Scombriformes, Scombridae. The record is from RefSeq and is a predicted model, not a curated record. The transcript has 12 exons. Gene Ontology annotation, biological process: peptidyl-lysine dimethylation; peptidyl-lysine trimethylation; positive regulation of transcription by RNA polymerase II. Gene Ontology annotation, molecular function: histone H3K4 methyltransferase activity; histone H3K36 methyltransferase activity; transcription coactivator activity.